Messenger RNA from Rhagoletis zephyria (snowberry fruit fly), 1806 nucleotides. The record is from RefSeq and is a predicted model, not a curated record. Lineage: Eukaryota; Metazoa; Arthropoda; Insecta; Diptera; Tephritidae.
AUGGAAGAAGUUGAUGCCAUUUUGCUGUCUCAAUUGCGGGAAAUUGGAUGUGAUCUUGACGAUGACAUUGCCGGCAUAUCGAGCCUGGACUCGAUUCAGGUGAUGAAAUGCGUCGCCGAGUGCUUGGCCAGAAUCCUCACUGACCCAAUUGAUACUGAGCACCUGCCCAAAGUCAACCAGAUCUCCGAAUCAAUGAACAUGUCUGUCCGGUACAAAUACGCCACUACACUAUCCACCUCCAUCCAGGACCUUGGCUACAAAUCUGAAAUUGGAUACCAAACGUUCAUGUACGGCAAUGAACAUGAGAUUCGUCGCCUGCUGCUUUUUCUCAUUGAACGCAUUCCGCGAGACGACGAAAAAACUUCUGAAACGAGGGAAGGCGACCAGUUGUCAAGUGGCAGCAUCACUCAAAAACUGAAAAACCUCAACAUAAACACCAUCUGGAUUCCCUACUCCAACGAUGAUGAUGAUGAUGGCGAAGAAGCUGUUGACGAGGAACUAAAGUACAGUGCCCAAAGUGACCUUCAUGACCACUACAACUCUGUGCCUUUGAAUGCCAAUGCCAUUCACACCGGUGCCGACGUUGGCUUCCGAGUCAACACAUUUCUCUCCAAAUCACACUCCAAGCCUCUGCAGCGAUAUGCCAAAUAUAAGCUUUCCAGUUCGACUGCCUCCAGUCAGAACCUCCUCCUACCUCAGUCAGUGGCCGACAUUAUGCAGUGGAACAGCCUCAACUGUAGAAGUGCACAGUUUGACGAUGAAGACAGCGCCGAUCCGCUGGAUUUGUACAUUUCCCGGUGUCGGGCAAACAACAAGAACGCCAUUCAGUUUACUGCUGGACAUCUAAGCUCAGCAAUAUCUCUGGAUGAGAGUGGUGCCAUUUCACUGCAGACGGAUGCAGAACCGAAAACAGUCGAGUCAACUUUGUCACAAGCUACUGAAGAGACGGUAAAAGAGUUGACCAAGGAAGAGAAGUACGCACAGUCCAUUGAAAAGUUGCGAGAGCGAAUACGCGAGUAUGACCAACAGAUAGCCGAGUUUAACGAAAAGCAGGACCUUGUGACGCGCUGUGAAAGCGAGUACCAAGAGAAGUGCAAACAGUUUGAGGCCAGCUACAAGUCCAAAGAAGAGCUUGAAAAGGGCGUCGCUACGAUAAAGAUGCAGAUUGAGGAGAUUGCCUCCACCUGGGAGCAAAUACAAAAGGACCUUCUCGAGGAAAUAAAGCUAAAAAAGUCGCAGAGUUUAGCACAAAACGAGGACUACCGGGAGAAAAUGAAGCGCAUAGUCUACCUGAAAAAGUCCAUCGCAGCGAAGCUCAAGGAGAUUCAGUCAAAGGAAUCACUGGUGGCGGAGUUGACGGCGAAAAAGCCUGACGAGUGGCCACCAGGACGCGCCUCGUACACGCGUCGAAUCAUCGAAAUCAUCGGCAAUGUGAAGAAGCAGAAUGACGAGACGAAGAAAGUGCUGCUAGAGACAAAGACCAUUCAGAAGGACAUCAACACGCUGAAUGGCAAAAUAGAGCGCAGCUUUGCCGUCUCCGAGGACAUCAUCUACCGGGAAGCAAAGCUGAACGAGUGGAAUCGCAAGUGCUACAAGCAGUUGGCACUGCUGCACACCACCUUUGACCAGCUACUGGAGGCAGUCUUCAGUGUGGGCGUCCACCUGCGGGAGAUUCGCAACCUCGAGGAGAUGGUGGACAAUGAGCGAGCCCGCAAGGCGUCCUCCAACCUGACGCGAAUCAACGCCGACCUGCAGCAAAUCAAACUGGAGAACCAGCAGCUAAAGGGCAAAACUAGACAGCAAUAG